Molecule: messenger RNA, 586 nt
Organism: Culex quinquefasciatus (southern house mosquito)
Lineage: Eukaryota; Metazoa; Arthropoda; Insecta; Diptera; Culicidae
Gene: e(y)2
Product: enhancer of yellow 2 transcription factor
Exons: 3
Coding region: 127-405 (92 amino acids)
Biological process (GO): positive regulation of DNA-templated transcription; poly(A)+ mRNA export from nucleus; regulation of transcription by RNA polymerase II
Cellular component (GO): SAGA complex; nuclear pore; DUBm complex
Molecular function (GO): transcription coactivator activity; chromatin binding
Source: RefSeq, a predicted model, not a curated record
AGAACUGAAAACAAAAGAACGGAAGCAUUAAAAACAUAACACCGCGAGAAUUCUACAGCUGAACACAAGUUCCGCCUUCAUUUUGUAUUUAAUUAAAUCAAUUCAAAAACCAAUCGCAACGGAACAAUGACUUUCACAAAAAGUGUAGACCAGACCACGAUCCUGCAGGGCGAUCGCUCCAAACUAAAGGACCUGCUCCGGGUUCGGCUGAACGCGUGCGGCUGGAACGACCAGGUCCGGCUGCUGUGCCGGGAAACCAUCAAGGAGCAGGACACGGUCAACUGUGACGCGCUGGUGCAGCAAGUGACGCCCAAGGCGCGCGCCCUCAUCCCGGACACGGUCAAGAAGGAGCUGCUACAAAAGAUUAAGGCGAUUCUCAUUCAGCAGGAGGGCAUUGAUAUCUGAUGGCUGGGGGUGUGAUAAACAAUUUUGCUUUUGGAAAGAAAUUUCCUGUCUUUCUUUCAGCAGAAAAAAUAAACCACUUUUGUUGUGAUAUUCAAAGAGAGAAUUUAUUCGGGAUCAAAACUGUAGAUCGAAGGACGAUGCAUGGUUUAUACAAUAAUUGAAUACAACAGCUAAAAUACCA